UUUCAUAGCUACAAUGCAAUUAAAAUAGACAUUUCUUAAAGUGAGUGUAAUAUGAUGAUGUGUCUUUCUAUAUGUUUCUUUGGUUGGUACUUUAUAGAUUUUGCAUAUAUUUUUAUGGAUACUAUAUGUUGAUAAUGUUCAGGGUUAAAUGUUCAAUUUUAUAAUAAGUGCAAAUACCGGUUUUUGGACUAGGCUUGUCCUGACUAGAUGUACAUACAUUUAUGAAGAUGAUGUUGCUUGAUGUUGAGAAUGGUGUGUACUAUUAUUAUGAAGACAAGGGGGAUCUUUCAUAGCAAUUCUGCAUUGUGUUUUUACUAUUGUCAAUGAAUUAUGCAGAUACAUGAUGAAGAGUUCAAGUUUCAAGAAAUGGGCUGUGGGAUUUGCACAUGGAAAUGAAGGAAAGGCAACGUUGGAGGUCUGAAGAGGAUGCAUUAUUAUGUGCUUAUGUGAGACAGUAUGGUCCUAGGGAAUGGAAUCUUGUAUCUCAGGGCAUGAACACGCCUCUUAACAGGGAUGCAAAGUCAUGCUUGGAAAGGUGGAAGAACUACCUCAAGCCUGGCAUCAAGAAAGGCUCUCUAACCGAAGAAGAGCAGUGUCUUGUGAUAUGGCUUCAAGCGAAACAUGGCAACAAGUGGAAGAAAAUCGCUGCAGAAGUUCCUGGUAGAACUGCCAAGAGGUUAGGCAAGUGGUGGGAGGUGUUCAAAGAGAAACAACAAAGGGAGAAACAAGAGAUUCACAAAGCAAUUGGCCCAGUUGAUGACACCAAAUAUGAUCAUAUACUAGAGACUUUUGCUGAGAAACUAGUGAAAGAACAACACCCUUCACAAUCACCCUUUAUGUACAGCUGUCCAAAACUGCAAAACAGAAUGCACAGAAAAUAUUGUACAACUAGCUUCCUUCUAGAAUACGGGCAUCUGUAUCCCCUGAUAAUGGAUGACAUUGAGGCAAAGAUUAAGGCUCUUUGGGUGGAACAGAAUGCUGCUUUGGAUAGAAUUGAAUCAGAAUGCAGAGAACAGUUAGCAGGGAUGAGGAGAGAUGCAAAAAGCAAGGAGCAGAAGUUGGCUGAGCAAUGGAAUGCAAAGCACAUGAGGGUAGUGAAAUGUAUGGAGCAAGUAGGAUGCAGAAUGCCACAGAUUGCUGAGCCUAAUGGAAGAUAAGAUUAAAGACAUCACUCAGAAAUUUGCUCUUUAUUAGGUAUAUUUGUUUUGACGUUUGA
Messenger RNA from Cajanus cajan (pigeon pea), 1216 nucleotides. NCBI's taxonomy places the organism in Eukaryota, Viridiplantae, Streptophyta, Magnoliopsida, Fabales, Fabaceae. The record is from RefSeq and is a predicted model, not a curated record.